Messenger RNA from Lampris incognitus (smalleye Pacific opah), 4251 nucleotides. RefSeq names its product ADAM metallopeptidase with thrombospondin type 1 motif, 13 (gene adamts13). Gene Ontology annotation, biological process: proteolysis; extracellular matrix organization. Bases 1 to 4182 code for a protein of 1393 amino acids. The transcript has 28 exons. Gene Ontology annotation, cellular component: extracellular matrix. The record is from RefSeq and is a predicted model, not a curated record. Gene Ontology annotation, molecular function: metalloendopeptidase activity. NCBI's taxonomy places the organism in Eukaryota, Metazoa, Chordata, Actinopteri, Lampriformes, Lampridae.
AUGAGUCAAAUGCUGUUGUUGUGUCUGAAGAUCUCAAAGACCCGUGUCCUCAUUUUGUGUCCUCUAAAGCUCCUUCGUCACUCCCCGAGUCAGAGGGACACGCUUGCCUUUGCUGCGACCACGUCGGUUGUUUCAGGUGACAAGCGGGCGCGUCGCUCGGCUCCGAUGCCCGACAUCACCCACCUGGAACUGAUGGUGGUGGUGGGGCCAGAUGUCCAGCAGGUCCACAAACAGGACACUGAAAAAUAUGUCCUCACCAACCUCAACAUUGCCUCGGAGCUGUUGAGGGACAAAACCUUGGGGGCCAACAUGAGGGUGCAUCUGGUCCGCAUGAUCAUCUUGUCAGAACCAGAGCCAGAGAUCCAAAUGUCCACCAACAUCACCUCUUCUCUUACGAGUGUGUGUGACUGGGGCCGCAGGAUCAACCCCACCAAUGACACCGAUCCAUUACACGCCGACCUUCUGCUGUACAUCACAAGGUACGACCUGGUGUUGCCCAACGGGAACAAACUGGUGAGGGGCGUGACGCAUCUGGGCAGAGUUUGCUCCAGCGAGGAGAACUGUGUCAUCACGGAGGACACGGGCUUUGACCUCGGCAUCACCAUCGCUCACGAAAUCGGCCACAGUUUCGGGUUAAUCCACGACGGCGAGGCGAACACCUGCGGCAGGAGUGGCUUCAUCAUGGCCUCGGACGGCGGCUACAACAGUGUGGAUCUGACCUGGUCCCAGUGCAGCAGACAGGAGCUCGUCACGUUCUUCAGCGAAGGGAAGGCCGAAUGUGCGAAAGACCUUCCUGUACUGGGAGGCUCCCUGCAAGACUGGAAGCCAGGCCUGUACUACGGUAUUGACGACCAGUGCCGCAUCGCUUUUGGAAGCACCGCUAGAGCUUGCUCUUUCACCAACCCCGACAUGCCAGUGUGCCGCGUCCUCUCCUGUCACAUUAACCCUAAUGAUGACAGCACCUGCAAACGGCUCCUGGUCCCGCUGCUGGAUGGAACGGAGUGCGCGCCCAAUCAGUGGUGUCUGAAGGGGCGCUGCGUGUCCCCGGAGCAGCUCAGCUCCUCGGUGGUGGUGCACGGCUCUUGGUCCAGCUGGUCCGGGUUCUCCCCCUGCUCGCGGACGUGCGGCGGCGGGGUCAGCUACCGCACGAGACAAUGCAACAACCCAAGACCCGCUUUCGGAGGGAAGGAGUGUGAGGGUCGGGAUAUGGAGGCUGAACUUUGUCACCGGGAGCUAUGCGAGCGCACCCAGCUAGACUUCAUGGCGGAGCAGUGCUCCCAAACAGACCCCAAGCCACUCCACCUAUUGCCCAACAGUGCCUCGUUCUAUACCUGGAUCCCUGCCGUAGGUUUUGUCAGAGGGGACGAGCAAUGUAAAUACGUAUGCCAGUCAGACGGGGAAAACUUCAUCGUGAGCCGCGGCUCUCAGUUUGUGGACGGGACUCGGUGUGAGCCAGAUGGCCCGGCUACCCUGGGAUCCACAGCUGCCUGUCUGAGAGGCAAAUGCGAGCUGUUCGGGUGUGAUGGCGUGUUGCAUUCUGGCAAAGUAGAGGACGUCUGCGGAGUGUGUGGAGGAGAUGGCUCAUCCUGCACUUUAACCUCCAACUCCUACAGCGGCGGUCAGGCCAGAGAGUACAUCACCUUCCUCUCCCUGCCACUGAACGCCACGCAAGUGCGCGUUGUUAACAAUGCGCCCGUCUUCACACAUAUCGCUGUGAUGGUCGGGGAUCAGUACGUCGUGGCCGGGGAUGGCGACAUGGCGCUGAAUGUGACCCACCCCUCCCUGCUGGACGACGGCCGGCUGGAGUACCGUCUCUUCCUGAGCCCUGACUUUCUGCCCCGGAUGGAGGAGCUGCUGCUAGCCGGACCGGUGCAACGGGAGAUGCAUAUACAGGUUUAUCGUAAAUAUGGGAAAGAGUAUGGAGGGAAAACCGACCCCAACAUCAGCUACCAGUACUAUGUACCCGCCAGUGAUACUGACCUGACAGAAGCCGAACCCAGGAGUAAAUGGGUCGCCCUUGCAACACCCUGCUCCGUCACGUGUGGCCCAGGCGUACAGAAGCAUGUACACGUCUGUGUAGAUGAAGAGUCCCAUGACCACUUGGAGGAAAAGUACUGCGGUUCACCUCCUUCGUCUGUACCGCGGCAGACGACCUGCCAGCUCCCGGCCUGUCCCCCCAGGUGGCACGCGGGGGAUUUUGGACCAUGCGGUGCCUCCUGCGGCGGAGGAGAGAGAGCGCGUCCCGUGAGGUGCGUUCAGAGACGAGGAGCUGAGUUUGCUGAGGUUCCAGUAUCCGAAUGCCCGCCUGAUUCAGCCCCCGAAUCGGUGGAAAAGUGUAACCUUCAACACUGUCCUGCCAGAUGGCAGGUGUCUGAGCCGGGUGAAUGUUUAGCAGUGUGUGGGCCAGGAGAGGCGAAGCGCACGGUGUCAUGCAUCCGGCCCCAAGGCGGUCAGGAGGUUGAGGUGGAUCAGAGCUUCUGUUCAAAGGAAAUCAGACCCCCUGACUUUGUUCCUUGUGUGGUGGAUGUAUGUCCAAUUGGCUGGGAAUCUAAGGGACAGGAUCGACCCGUUCUUGGGUCAUCUGGUUUGAUGCGGCGCUAUAAACAGCUCCCUGUUUACGUCUGGAGUCCGCUUGUUAGCCAGUGUUCGAAGAGCUGUGGCAACGGAUCGCUGCAGGUCUGGUUUUCCUGUGUGGACCACCAGACUAAGCUCGGAGUGCCUGAUUUCCACUGUGAUGGCGCAAGCAAACCACAGCCUCACACGGAGGCCUGCAACACAUCUCCCUGCCCUCCCACAUGGCGGUCUAAGCAAGGAGUCUGCAGCGUGACAUGUGGCGGGGGGGUGGCUAACAGAGUGCUGUACUGCGCUCGAGAGGUGGAAGAGGAAGAGGUGGUGGUGGAGGAUGCAGAGUGCAAUGCCUUCCCAAAACCCACAGCUGUGGUCACGUGUAACACCAACAGCUGCCCAGCAAGGUGGAAGGUUUUGAGAACAUCGCCCUGCUCGGUGUCCUGUGACCUGGGGGUAGCCCAGAGGACAGUGUCCUGCGUCCAAUUCAUCCAUGGCAAGGAAUGUGUGGUGCCUGAGGUAAAAUGCCAUACAGCCACCAAACCCACCACCACCGUGCCCUGCCUGGUCCAGGUCUGCACCUUCAGAUGGGAGGUGAAAGAGUGGAGCCAGUGUUCGGUGUCCUGCGGCUAUGGGAUCCAGUCCCGACCUGUGUCCUGCAGGGGGCCCUCUAAUCCCGAGCCUCUCAGCCCACUGCUCUGCAUGCACAUGCCCAAGCCCAUCACCAUUAAAGGCUGCUACACGGGCGGCUGCAGAGACACGCAGCCCACCCUAGCCCACGCCCUUCCGCCGGACACCGCAGUGGAGGCCACUCGCAACAAACAGGACCCCCUCAUGCCCCCCACCCUGAACCGGACAGAGACGCCAACGUACCGCACAUCCGCGCUGCCCCCUGCUCCGACAGAACCCAUCCAGACCUCACAGACGUCCACAUCCGUACCCACCUCGCCCCCUAAAACCAGCGUGUGUGGGCAGCUUCUGCUGGACGAGCGGGGCGUUGUGGACUUGAGAAACGUGGCUAGCCGCUGCACCGUGUCCAUAGGCCGACCCCUGAACGAGGUCAUACACGUCACGGUGAAGUCCAGUUCCUUGGACUGUAGAACAAGGGAGAACGUGGCGUUCUUCGACCGGCUGGUGUUCCUGAGGAAGUGCGAGCAGGCGGAAGGGACCGAGUUCACCAGCAGGACCAACGUCCUGUUGGUGCGUCAGGGUCUCCUGACCCCCGGGAACGGGGUUCUGCUCACGUACCAUUCCCAGGAGAACAACAAGAAGAGUCAUCAGGAUUGUGACGUCCAGCUGUUCUCGCCCAGCGGUGUCUUCGAGAACCCUACAACGCCGAGCAACAACCACACCUGUCGAGUCCUCAUCAAUGCGCCGCCCUCGGUGAAGAUCAGAAUCCAGGCACUGCACAUAGGACUCGUGUUCAACACCACCAACAGCCGGACCACCUACAUCAUGAUCCGGGACAUGGAUGUCUUAAAGACCAACGUGUUUAAAGGCCAGCAGCUUUUUCUCUGGAAGUCAUCUGGAAACAUGGCCGAGAUAGAGUUCCACGGGGACUACCUGCAAUCCAAAGGCAGCUUCAGAGCGGAGUAUUCCUUCGUGGGGACUCAGUAGUCUAAAGGAGUUCGUAUACAUGCUUACUACACAUAUUGUAAGUUCUGCAACAUGCAAUAUAUUAAAUAU